AAAUUGCGCUUUUAUUUUGAAGUACACAUUCCGGUUGUAUUAUGACAGACUAUUGUUGCUAGCUUGAUACUAUAUCAGAGGAUCCGAGGAAGCGCUUUUGCUGCCAGCGAUGUCUGCUUCUUUAUCUGAAGAAACGGAGUUAAUUGAGAAACAUGAGGAAAUUUUAGGGAGGAGAGCGGAGCUGCUGGAGCAGAUGGAGAGUUGCAGAGAGCAGCUGAAGAUCCAGAGGAGGCAGCAGCUCAAGGAGCGUGAGGCCGCUCGCCUCAGGAACACCACACUGCUGCAGGAUUUACAGAAGACAGAGGAUCGUCUCAGAGGAAGACAGCUGCCACACCCAAAUCUCCUGGCUCUGGAGACAAGAUACUGGGAGUCUGUGGAAGAGUCUAUCCCAGCCUGGGAGUGCUUCCUCCUGGGUAAAGGCCCACACCCUGCUCACGGUCCAGGACAGCCACCCAGAAGAGCCAAACAGAAAGCCAGCACAGCUAAAGACCAGGGCCUGCCUCCUCGCCCCAAACCCAGGACUGCUCGAUAGGUGAGCAGUGACUCUGAUGCUGCCACUGGAGUCGGAGAGACUGCGCUGAUGCUCAGCUGGUGCAGGUGAUCACAGGCCUGGUGAUUCUCAGAGCCCCUGCAUUCAGACCCUCACCAGCAUCCUUAAACCAGGGUUGGAGGAUUUGGUGAAGAAGCGUUUCUCUCGGGAAUGGAAAUGGAUUUAGCGAUACCGACAUUUAAACGUUAUUAAACCGUCUCUGCCAACUCCCGUGUCCCCUGUAUGGAAGGGGUAUCAGAAGGACAUGCACCUCCUGUGCAAAGGCAUCAGCCCACUGAGGCAACUCUUAUCUAAUAUUUUUACAGCCAGCACCUGCUGAUAACCAAUCUUCAUUUAAUGCACAAAAAGCGAGCGAUCAUAAAAUAAAAUGGAUAGAAAGGAC
Messenger RNA from Sander lucioperca (pikeperch), 932 nucleotides. RefSeq names its product chromosome 6 C3orf14 homolog (gene cep15). Lineage: Eukaryota; Metazoa; Chordata; Actinopteri; Perciformes; Percidae. The record is from RefSeq and is a predicted model, not a curated record. The coding region runs from base 110 to 532 and encodes 140 amino acids. The transcript has 4 exons.